AUGGAGCGGCAGCCGAAGUCCAAAACUUGUGAGGAGUUAAGUGCAUCUGCCGCGCCCACACCGUCUGAAACAGUUUCCUCGGGUGACAGUGUGGCUGCCCCAACACCUGUGGAGCCAGAGAAGCGAAGUGCGGAAGCUGCGGAGGCCAUGGAGGCUGUCGAAGUUUCCAUGGAAGCUGAGGAAGCGACUCCGCCUCCGCCUUUGCCAGUGCGCUCAAUUGAGCCCAACGAGCAUGGCAUGAAGUGGUGGCGAGAGGCAUCCUGGCUGCUGGAAAUAAGCCCGAAUGCCGGGAGGUCACCGACUACCUGGGCUCAGUGCACUUUGGGGAGUGAGGGCCCUCUGCAGAUGGCGAAGCAUGCGAGAGCAGGUGAGCCGAGGGAGAGCGGCGAUGCUUUGCUUUUGCCCUUCGCAACUUUGAAAGGGGCCAGGGCCGGAUUGCUGCAAGUGGACUCCGAUGACGAACCGGAUUCGGAGGGGGGUGGCUACCAGGAGGGGCAGCCAUCCGAGCCAUCUCCAGCCCAGCUUGCGAGUGACAACGAUGACGGCGUGGUUUGGCAUGCCAAGGUCUUUACGGACGACUACAUCCACCCGAGGGACUGUUUGCCGUCGGGUGAGGUGAAACCACGGCGGGCGAUGCCUGUCAUCAGACAAUCAGAGCUCUUGUCCCAACUACAAAAAGUAGGGGACACCUGGAUCCUGCCAGGUCCGCUGAAUGGCUGGCCUAGCCUCGUCAACCUGCAGCUGCGAUCUAUCACUCAGAAGCAGAGAGGCCUGCUGCCAAUGACGGCGGCAGUGAAGCGCAUCUGGGUUGAUGGUGACGAGCUUCCAAAGAAGCUGCCGGAGAGAUGUCGUGCAACCUUCCUGGCACCUUCCUGGAUGAAGAAGGGCUGGUCCAAAGAUUCGGCCGGCUUUGUGUGGUGGUUCACACCACGAUGCAUCCACAGCCCCGGUGCCUGCCACUUUGGAGAGCGAUUGGUGUCCACGCUUCUCACGGGACCCCACAAGGAUGCAGAGGCUGUUCAAGUGCAUGCGAUUGCACAUCGCUACCCGGUGGACAGUGAGACGCUCCGAGACCUUCAGACGUGGCAUGUGGCGGUCGCUUUGGAAUGGUCCCAUGGACAGUUUUCAACACUGGUGGAGCUAGCAUGGCUCAAUGGCAUCGGUGGCUACGGUGGAAAGAGCAACUGGGUUGCGGACAAACUUGAGCCAGUUCCUGAAAUCUACGAAGCAAUGGCAAGUUCUAUGCGAGGAAGCUGGAACCAGGUAAGAUCUGAGAUCCGCAUGAUCGACAUGCCAAUCACUUCGAAAGAGCAGCUAGAGCAGUAUCUCCGGAGGUACAGUGAGGACGGUGGCUUGCCUCGAAACGAAUGGCGCUUCAAAGCACCCCGGAUAUAUGCAUCUUCGGAGGUGCGUCUGAGACUUCGCAGUCCUGCACACAUUGCUGGCUACCUGCUGAACUACAUCAGCAGAGUUGCCGAAUACGACACACUGCGCAAGAAUUGCCAGACAUUUGCCACAGACUUCUUCGCAUUCCUGAUGCACAAUCUGCUGCUGCGACACUUCGCCGUGGCGGUCCGUGCGUUUGGGCUGUGGUCACGGCUGGUACUGCGCUGGGAUACUCAGCCAUCUUUUGGACUUGCUUUUUCUGUGAGCAGUCUUCGACAUGCGACGAAUGUAGGUCCCGAGUGCUCAUCGGUCCUCGCUGAACGAGAUCUGAGGAAGCUCCUCCCCACCGAAACGAUCGAUCGGCUCCUGGCACGGAGCCUCGAGCAGGCCGUGUCAUCUUCAGCGAACAUCCGUGCCUGCCCAACGCCGAAUUGCGUUAUGCGUGUCGCCAUCGAAGAGGGCGACAUCACGAAGUUCAAGUGUACCAUCUGCAAGAAGGAGUCAUGCCUUCGCUGUGGACGACAGCCGUUCCACAGAGGGAUGACAUGCGAGGAGUACGCCGAAAAGCUGAAAAAUUCAACACGGGCUGCAAAGAAGGAGCGUCAGGCUGAGCAGCUCUUCGAGCAGUGGAUGGAGAAGACGGGCUCAAAGCAGUGCCCGACAUGCCGCAUGGCCGUCACGAAACAGAAUCUUGACAAGCAGAAAACGCAGUACUCCGAAUGUCACAAGAUGAGCUGCCGGAACUGUGGAACUAAGUUCUGCUUCAAGUGUCUGGCGAUUCUUACAGACACUUACACGUGCGGAUGCACUAUUGAUGCCCACGGUUUCAUUGACCCGGUGACGGGCAAGAUCGUGAAGCAUCUGAAGAAGAGGGCGAAGAAAUGA
Symbiodinium necroappetens is the source of this 2271-nucleotide messenger RNA. The record is from the annotation of a GenBank genome assembly. NCBI's taxonomy places the organism in Eukaryota, Dinophyceae, Suessiales, Symbiodiniaceae.